AUGCGCCGCAACCCGAUAGCCUUCAAUUGGCGUCCCAGCCUCAGGACUCGCGGUCUUCCGCGUCAAUUCAACCCAACGAUCCGCACCGAGUCAACUCAAGUUUCCCGUAUAGACCGCAUCACAUCGAAGCUACCUCGACGGCUGCAGAAAUAUACCAGCGGUCUACGUAACGCACCGGUUUCGCAUAUCGUCUCUUUUCUUAUUCUACACGAAAUCACAGCUAUAGUGCCUGUUCUAGGACUGUUCGGGCUCUUUCAUUACACGAAUUAUGUGCCUGUCAACUACGUAACGGGCUAUUUUCACGGCCAUGUGGACGACGGUGUUGCUCGGUUCGAACGAUACUUCAAGCGCAAGGGCUGGUUUGGCUUUGGGCAGAACGAAGAGGGCGAAACAACAUCAAGCAUAUCUACGACACACCCCGACUCGAAAUCCGAAAACGCAAUCGAGCGCUGGCAUAGUGGAGAUGGGCGUUACAAGGUUCUAGUGGAGGUUGCUCUGGCAUAUGCGAUUACCAAGGCCUUACUGCCGUUCCGAAUUAUUGGAAGCGUCUGGGCUACGCCAUGGUUUGCCGGAGUGCUUAUGAGAGCCAAAGGGGUAUUCACACGAAAGUCUUAG
Messenger RNA from Fusarium pseudograminearum CS3096, 615 nucleotides. RefSeq lists its product as uncharacterized. The transcript has a single exon. The record is from RefSeq and is a predicted model, not a curated record. NCBI's taxonomy places the organism in Eukaryota, Fungi, Ascomycota, Sordariomycetes, Hypocreales, Nectriaceae. Gene Ontology annotation, cellular component: mitochondrion. Bases 1 to 615 code for a protein of 204 amino acids.